Molecule: messenger RNA, 1389 nt
Organism: Dermacentor silvarum
Lineage: Eukaryota; Metazoa; Arthropoda; Arachnida; Ixodida; Ixodidae
Product: solute carrier family 22 member 21-like
Exons: 1
Coding region: 1-1389 (462 amino acids)
Biological process (GO): transmembrane transport
Cellular component (GO): membrane
Molecular function (GO): transmembrane transporter activity
Source: RefSeq, a predicted model, not a curated record
AUGUACGAAAAUCCCGAGGAGCACGACAACGCGACGACUGUGCUUUGCCUGGACUGGGAGUACGAAGAGCGCUGGCCGAGGGAGAGCGCCGUGUCCACGUGGAACAUGGUCUGCUCGAGGUACUCGCUCAUCGCCGUCAUGAUCGUGGUCCAGAACUUCGGAGCCGCUUUGUGUGUGUCUGCAGCCGGAUACUUCGCAGACCGCAUCGGUCGGAAACCUGUAGUGGUGCCGUCACUGGUGGUCAUGCUCCUGUCGACUGUCAUUUUGUGCGUUUCCACUGCUUACCCCGUGUUCGUAGCGACGUUAUUCUGCGCAGCGGGCUCCAAUUCCAUCGCUAUGAUCAUCUCCUCCUUGAUCCUAUUCGAGAUAUCCAUUCACGCACACAAGCCUCUGUUGAACAUCUUUGCCGGAAUGUUCGGCGUCCUCUCUUCCGAUCUGUCGAUGGCAGUUCUGGAGCGAGCCGAGCUAGACUGGCAGCUCCGAUUAGCGCUCUUCCUCCUGCCAGCGCUGUUGGUGCUGCCAGCGUUCUGCUUUAUCGAUGAGUCACCGCGCUGGCUUGUGGCGAAGUCCAAGCUCCCCGAAGCGAAAAACAUCAUACUGGCAGCCGCCGAGGUCAACCACUUUCCUCUCUCGAACACGGUGUGCCUGCUGGAGAGACUGAAGGCGGACAUCGACGGCCCCUUUGGAGAGUUCACGUCGGCCGAGGCAGCCAUGCUGGGCAAACCGGCCAUCCGAAAGCACGCGGUGAUUAUAUUUGCCUGCACUUUUACAACGCUCUUCGGUUACUACACUACACUUAUUUCACCGAUCUGGGAAGAUGAUCCGGCGCUUCGCUGGUUCGCAUUCGGGGCGGCUGUCUUGGCGUACGCCGCUACAAAUGUUCUGAUCAGGAAGGUAACCAUGCUAUCAACAAUCAGCGGACUGUUCGGGCUGCUAUUUGGACUCCAUUGCCUACUAAGCAUCGCAAUCGUAGGUGCGCCGGUGAUCGUCAGCAAGGUUCUGUUGGUGGUGACAAAGGUUUUAUACGUAGUCACCGCCAUCAUUGUUCCUUGCUACUCCCUGGAACUCCUCCCGACCGCCGUGCGCGGCUUGAACGCGUGCGGAGGCUACGGCAGCGGCGUAUUCGGUGCCGCCAGCGCGGCCAUGGGGCUUCUGCUCAACCUCCAGGGACGUUAUGAUGUCACGUUCGCUCUACCGGCGUUGUUGCUCUUCGGCUCGUUGCUGGCCCUGUGCAGCAUUCCGCGUACCACGACGGUCGAGUGCGCCAAGUCGUCCGUAAGCCCUAACACCGAAAUGACCAAACAAGAAGUGGAGUGCAUGAAGAAAACAUUGGAGAUGACGACUGCCCACACUACACGGAAGAGCCGAUCAAGAGUUGGAAUGAGAUGA